Molecule: messenger RNA, 1620 nt
Organism: Bolinopsis microptera
Lineage: Eukaryota; Metazoa; Ctenophora; Tentaculata; Lobata; Bolinopsidae
Exons: 12
Coding region: 36-1532 (498 amino acids)
Source: RefSeq, a predicted model, not a curated record
CCGACAGCACUAAGUUACAGGUCCUCAGAUUGACCAUGUCCUGCAGACCUCCCCUCCUCCUCCCCUCCCUUCUCCUCCCCCUCCUCGCAGCUUCAGUUUCUUACAAGGAGAUGAUCAGAUCUGAUGAUUCCACCAACAUACUCUCAUGGCACAAGUUGCGUGAUUGCCCCAGUGACAGUGACAACUUCUUCCACGAUCAGCUCCGAAACGGUCACUGUGAAAGACAGCCAGCAAAUAGGGAGGGGAUAGUAACCUACCAAUGUGGCACGUUUCAACAGUACUGCUUCAAUAAAACCAUGAAGAUUACUUGUGAUAGCUAUCUGAGGAGCUGUGACCGGAAAAACGUGUGCGAAGAGAAGUAUGAAAAUUGUGUAACAGAGAUAACAGAUUAUACUGCUUUAGUGACAAAGGCUACCGGGGAGCCAGCGCAGGUGUAUGCCGAGUGCAUCCCAGCCGUAGAAGCUCUAAGGGACCAAUGUAAUUCUACUUUCUCCUGCUAUUCACAGUUCACGUUUGACCCUGUUUCUGACGAACUAACCUCUUGUAGGAUUGACUGUUCUUCCAUUAAUAUGACCUGCUACAAUUACACCAGAACCUGCUCUGAAGAGAUAUCGGAGGUGAUAAACACCAGGAAGGAUCAGACAAUAAAGAUAGAGACAUCUGAGUGCGAGGUCAUUACUCUGGAAAGGAGGUUGGACGAGCACAUGAUUUGGGAUAGCACUGUCAUCGAAGUGGACGACAACGGAGUAGAAAAAGCGAAAGGAUCGGUUAUCGUCAACAGAACUGUGAACUAUGGGUGGAGUCAGGAUGUCUCGUGGGAAAACUGUACGGAGAACACCCAGGUUGGGUACGAGCCAAUGUGUAAUCAGUUCAUCAGGCACAUGAUGGAACCACUAAAGGAUGUCGUGUAUGAACCCCACGCUUAUGAUCUUACCGAAGGAAUCAAGACGUUUCUGAGUCUUUGGGAUGACGGAUACAAUAUUCUCUGCAACGUUAAAUUCAAUUGCUUUGUCCAACUUAUCAAGUUUUCCCGGAGUUGCUGGCCUGGGUUACCUCUCCAGAGGUUCGUACCUGGAGCUGACUACGCUAGUCUGGAGACCCUGCUGAAAAACAUGACCAGAGUGGCUUGUGCUAUCACUCCUCCUCCUCAAGUCAAGUUCAAGGGGAAUGACUCUUAUCUUAACGCCAAGAACAGUUGUAUAUCCUUCUUUGACGUAGAAAGUCCAAUAACCAAGCCCCAUUACGACAACUUCACCAUGUUCUGUGCUGGUGACACUGAAAACGAGUGUAGUCCUGCUUGUAAUGAAACCCUCAACGGAUAUGCUGCUCGCUUUGGCUGCUGCUUGGGAUCGAUUGUAUUCGAGUACAACGUCCACAGAGACUGGUACAGGCUCUUUAACUUUGCUAACAAUGAUGUGAUUGUUAAACUUGAGCAAUGUGGAACUGGGAUAGAGACCCGAUGUGAGCUGCAGGACCCCAGCUCCAUAGUGGUGGUGGUCGUCAGAACUUCCUCUACAUUAUCGGAGGAGUGAUGACGUUGGUUGUCAUAACAAUGACGGUCAGCUUCUAUUGGCAGCUUGAACACGAACCAAUCAAAAAAGCGUUCUACCACUUCUGAGA